Sorghum bicolor (sorghum) is the source of this 681-nucleotide messenger RNA. RefSeq lists its product as uncharacterized. The coding region runs from base 1 to 681 and encodes 226 amino acids. The transcript has 2 exons. Gene Ontology annotation, molecular function: nucleic acid binding; RNA-DNA hybrid ribonuclease activity. Lineage: Eukaryota; Viridiplantae; Streptophyta; Magnoliopsida; Poales; Poaceae. The record is from RefSeq and is a predicted model, not a curated record.
AUGCGAUACGCGAUCCGGCUCCACUUCCCUGCUUCAAACAAUACAGCAGAGUAUGAGGCCCUUGUGAACGGUCUUCACAUCGCGAUCGAACUUGGGAUCAAGCGGCUCGACAUCCGAGGCGAUUCCAGACUCGUCAUCGAUCAAGUCAUGAAAGAAUCUAGCUGCCAUGACCCCAAGAUGGACGCAUACUGCAAGGCGGUUCGACGCCUGGAAGAGAAAUUCGACGGCCUCGAACUUAACCACGUGUUAAGAAAGUAUAAUGAAGCCGCCGACGCGCUCGCCAAGAUGGCAUCCGAGCGGGCCACCGUCCCCCAGGAUGUUUUCGUCAGCGACAUCUACAAACCUUCCGUCGACUACAAGGACGACGGGGGGUCGGAUGAGCCCCAAAACAAACAGAGUGCCGACCCCAAAGACGCUGUCGCCCAAGAACAGGAGGCCAUGGACAUCGAGCCAGAGCCACCUGCGACUGACGACUCGCCUGACUGGCGCUACCCUUUGCUUCAACGCCUGGUCGAUGGCACUCAGCCCCUGGACCAGGCUGAAGCGAGACGCGUGGCUCGUUGUGCCAAGACCUUCGUCCUCCUCGACGGGGAAAUGUACAAACGCAGCCCCUCGGGCAUCCUUAUGCGUUGCAUCCCACCCGACGCCACAGAGAUCGUCAGGUCCUACAAGGGAUGCUAG